UCAAAUUUUAAGGUUAAGGUUAGUGAAUGUUGAUUGCUACAGAAAGCAGUUUGUGUUGAAUGUGCGGUAUUUGUUCCAAUAUUUGUACAAAAUGGGAUCCCGAGGAAAGUUGAUGUUACAACUUUUAAAGGAAAGGGCGGAGAAAAGUCAAAGUUUUUCUAAUGAAGGAGAACGCCAAGAAGAAGUAUUGGAUACUGAGAUUGUAGAUACUAUCAAUUCGAUUGUUAGUAUAGAUGAUAAAAUCAGUGGAAAAGUCAGAGACACCAGCCCCCCUUCAUUUGGUGUUGAUACAGAAGCCAUGCGUGAUGAUGACCCACCCUAUAAUGCCUUUUCUGAAAAUGGAUCCAGUGAUGAAUAUAUUCCAAACGAAGACGAACUUAGUGAAACAGAUUGUAGUGGUGAAAGUGAUUCUGACGUUAGUGUAUCAAGGUCAGAGGAAGUAGCAGUACUUCAUGUCACAGCUGAAAACUCACAGCAAAAGAGCCCUGUUGUAAACGCAGCACCUUCAGAGAAAAUACAAAAGGCGAAGAGAAAAAUAUUUGAGUCCAGGGAAAAGAUUUCUAGAAAGAGAACAAGAAUACCAGAAAAAUGGAAAAAAAAUAAAGCGGCCAUCGCUAGAGCAAAAGGCGAAAGUUAUUUAUCGCAAAAUGGAAAGAUAAUGCCACAGAAACAAAUAGAACAGGGUACAUUGUGCAAAGAAAAGUGCAGACUAAAUUGCAAUGAUAAAUUUACUUUAGAAGCUCGAUAUGCUAUUUUGAAGAAGUAUUAUAGCUUGGAUAUUAAUGCAAAAAACGCCCUUUUAUUUAAAAGUAUUGUCAUUGAAAAUGUUCAACGACACAGAGCAAAUACUACGAAUCCGAAGAAAUUUACUUUUAAAUAUUCAAUAACAUACGACCAAAAAGUGAUUCCUGUUUGUCGAGACGCAUUAUGUGGUCUUUUUCAAUUUAGCAGAAAGAAAAUUGAAAAUAUUCAAAGGAAACUAAAGAAUGGUGAGUGUGCUCCCACCCCCUGAUAAAAGGGGUCAUCAUUCAAAUAGGCCUCAUAAACUUAAAGAUGAUGUUGUUGAGUGCAUCAUUAACCAUAUUAAAAAGUUUCCUGCCGAAGAAUCGCAUUAUUCGAGAAAUCACAAUCCCCACAGAAUGUAUUUGGCGCCAGUUCUAAAUAUAACCAUUAUGCACAAACUCUAUCUCGAACAUUGUGUUGAAAAUAAGUUACCAGAUUAUUUUAAGUGCACACGAAGUUCCUACAGUAAGAUUUUUUCAACUAAAUUUAAUUUAGGGUUUGGCCAUCCCAAAAGCGAUACAUGCUCCACGUGCGAUUCUGGUGAGGGUACUAACGAACAUAAACAAAAGUACAAAUUAGCUUUUGACAAACAACGUGUAGAUCGCCAGUUAGCAAGUACAAAACCUAAUAUUUGCUAUAUGACGAUGGACUUGCAGCAAACGAUGCCGCUCCCGAAAUUAUCGACAUCUAAAGCUUUCUACC
Molecule: messenger RNA, 1485 nt
Organism: Photinus pyralis (common eastern firefly)
Lineage: Eukaryota; Metazoa; Arthropoda; Insecta; Coleoptera; Lampyridae
Exons: 2
Coding region: 92-1012 (306 amino acids)
Source: RefSeq, a predicted model, not a curated record